Messenger RNA from Quercus lobata, 2328 nucleotides. RefSeq lists its product as uncharacterized. The record is from RefSeq and is a predicted model, not a curated record. NCBI's taxonomy places the organism in Eukaryota, Viridiplantae, Streptophyta, Magnoliopsida, Fagales, Fagaceae. The coding region runs from base 1 to 2328 and encodes 775 amino acids. The transcript has 3 exons.
AUGUGGCUUUCAAAUUCGGGAUGUGAGGAAGUGGUGGUUUCGGCUUGGGGUAGUGGAAGUGAUGGAAGUGUAGAGAGUAAUAUUUUGAGUAAAAUUGAUAAGUGUGGAAAAGAGUUGGGGAUAUGGGAGAAAAAUGUUUUUGGUAAUGUUAGGAUGGAGUUGAACCGAUUGAAAAAAUCCCUAGCCAAUGAAGAAAGGGUAGCCAUGGUGAGUGGAAAUAAUUUUAGGGUCAGGCAGAUUAAAAAAGAGAUUGAGGUGAUGCAAGAUAGGGAAGCCACGAUGUGGGCUCAAAGGUCUAGAAUCCUAUGGGCUAAUGAAGGGGACAAAAACUCUAAAUAUUUCCAUUGUUGUGCUACUAGGAGAUUCCGGAAAAAUUCAUUGCAGGGUAUCAGAGAUGAGGCAGGAGUAUGGAGAACCAGACAUGAAGAAAUUGGUGAAGUGAUGGUCAACUAUUUUAAGUCUCUGUUUACUACUUCAGAGGGGAUUGUAUCCACUAGGGCGCUGGAUUGUGUUCAACCACUGAUUGAUGAAGAGAUGAAUGGUGAUUUGUGUCGUGAGUUUGAGGCAAGUGAAGUUGCCAUUGCCCUAAAACAAAUGGCGCCCCUUAAAGCUCCUGGCCCGGAUGCCUUUGAAACAUUACACAGCUUACAAAACUUUAGGGGAGGUAACUAUGGGUAUAUGGCAUUAAAAUUGGAUAUGAGUAAAGCGUAUGAUAGGGUGGACUGGUCGUAUUUGGAGGGGAUAAUGAGAAAGAUGGGUUUUAGGGAGAGAUGGAUAAAUCUUGUCAUGGGUUGUGUGAAAACUGUAUCAUAUUCGGUGUUGGUGAAUGGCGAUCCAUGUGGGAUGAUUUUUCCUACAAGGAGCAUUAGGCAAGGAGACCCACUCUCUCCUUUCCUAUUUCUUCUUUGUACGGAAGGAUUGAAUGGCUUAAUUAAAAAGGUUGAUUUACAAGGUGAAAUCCCUGGAUACUCCCUUUGUAGGAGGGGUCCAAAACUAACGCAUCUGCUCUUUGCAGAUGAUAGUUUGAUUUUUUGUAGGGCAACAAUGGAGGAGUGUGGGAAAGUUUUGAAUAUCCUUAAGGAGUAUGAGGAAGCUUCAGGACAAAAAACGAAUAGAAGUAAAACCUCACUGUUCUUUAGUAAGUUUGUACCAGAGGAGGAGAAGCAUGGAAUAAAAGUGGCCAUUGGAGUCCCUGAAAUCUUGCACUAUGAAAAAUACCUUGGGCUGCCCUCCUUGGUUGGCAAAGGUAAAAAAGCAAGUUUUAAUUACAUAAAAGAGAAGGUUUGGCGGAAGCUUCAAGGGUGGGAAGCUAAAUUGCUUUCGCAAGCGGGGAGAGAAGUACUCCUUAAGGCAGUCAUACAAGCCAUCCCUACCUACACUAUGGGGUGUUUCAAAUUGCUAGUGGGUUUGUGCAAUGAGAUUGAGUCUUUAAUCAAGAAAUUUUGGUGGGGUCAAAGAGGUGAUCGAAGAAAAAUCCAUUGGAUUAAAUGGGAGGAAAUGACAAAAUCGAAAACUAUUGGAGGUAUGGGCUUCCGAGACCUUGCUAUGUUCAAUGACUCACUGUUGGCAAAGCAAGCUUGGAGGCUAUUGUAUGAUAAAUCAUCACUUUUUUACAAAGUAUUUAAGGCUCGUUUCUUCCCAAAUUCAACAAUUAUGGAGGCUACCGACUCUAGGAUGGGGUCAUAUGCUUGGAAAAGUAUCCUUAGAGGUAGAGACAUCAUUCAAAGAGGGGCUUUAUGGAGGAUAGUCACAAGAAGGUGGAAUGAAGAGUUGGUAGAUGGGCUGUUUGUGACUGAAGAUGCAGACUUAAUUAAGAAAAUCCCACUCAGCCGUAAUGCAGCAGAGGAUACUCUUUAUUGGCCGUAUUCUCCAACAGGUAAUUAUACUUGUAAGUCGGGGUAUAGAUUUCUAAAACAGGAGGCGGAAAUGGAAUCAAAUCUGCAAACACCACCAAUCGAUGAGAAGCGGCUGUGGAAAAAAAUUUGGGAGAUGCGAGCCCCCCCAAAGGUGAAAAAUUUUCUGUGGAGAGCUUGCUGCUUUGCUUUGCCAACCAAACAAUCUUUGAUGAGAAGAAAAAUCCUUGAAGACCUAACAUGUGAGAGGUGUAAAAAUGCUGUGGAGGACCCGCUUCACGCAUUAUGGUUAUGCCCGGAACUGGAUGUAGUGUGGUCAGAUCAAAGUAUGUGGGGAUUCCGGUAUGAGGUUGGCUUUGUCACUGUCAAGGAGCUGCUGCUAUGGAUGAUUGAUGAAGGGAAAUCACUAGAACUUCUAGCAUUUACGGCGUGGGGAGUAUGGAAUCAGAGGAACAGAGCACGGUUAAUGCUGUAG